Rhizoctonia solani is the source of this 1173-nucleotide messenger RNA. RefSeq names its product SMP-30/gluconolaconase/LRE-like region protein. NCBI's taxonomy places the organism in Eukaryota, Fungi, Basidiomycota, Agaricomycetes, Cantharellales, Ceratobasidiaceae. The coding region runs from base 1 to 1173 and encodes 390 amino acids. The transcript is spliced from 5 exons. The record is from RefSeq and is a predicted model, not a curated record.
AUGUGGUCAACCUUUUAUGUCGACGCGAAUGGUUCCACGACGGGGGCUCGACCGUUUCCUAUUCCUCCUGCAAGUCAACCCUUUGUUGCGGAGUCAAAGGCAUUCUACAAUGUCAUUGGUACAAAUCCAAGUCUCUCCGUCAUCGCACAGGCCAGUGAUAAUCAAUUCCAUGAAGCGGGUGUUUACAUUUCAGCAACAAACGAGGUCUACUUCACGUCUAACAUUCUCAAUAAGACAGGAGCUAAUGAGAACUACCAAUAUCCCAUCUACGCCAACUUCAACAAGGUUUCUCUCAACAGCACGAAUGGAACUUAUGAAUGGCAGGUAGUACCACAACCGUCAUCUCAAUUCGUACUUCCCAACGGAGGAACAUACUACAAUGGAAAAGUAUUAAUGGCAAUACAAGGCUACCAGUUGAACACACCCAGCUCAUUAAUCGCGUUUGACCCCUUCACUCAAAGAGCCGAGACGCUCUUGAAUAAUUUCUAUGGCAGGCCUUUCAAUAGUCUAAACGAUGUUGCUGUUCUUACCCGAGGAAGGAAUAUAAAAACCCCCGUAGGAGAGCAGUGGGUCUUUUUCACGGACCCUACAUAUGGUUAUUAUCUACAAAAGUUUAAACAAUAUCCUCGGCUUCCCUCGCAGGUCUAUGCGUUCCAUCCACCAACCGGAACCAUCCGCGUGGUGGCUGAUGGGCUACAAAAGCCUAACGGUAUCCAGUUCAGCCCAGAUAUGCAAACAUGUUAUAUUUCAGAUACUGGACUUUUGAGCGAGGAUCCUGCUGAUUCCGCCCCUCGUGAUGGCUCUGGCCCUGGUACGAUUUAUCCUGAGCCUGGCUCUGACCCGACGACCGAUCCACCGGCUCUCAUCAAUAAGCGUCUAUUCGCAUUCGCCGAUAACGUUGCUCCUGACGGAAUAAAAGUUGAUACCGACGGAAAUGUGUAUGGUGGUUGCUUUGAUGGCGUACACGUAUGGCUUUCCUUGCUUGGUCUGGAACAAGAAGGGUGCACUACUCGGAAAGAUCUGCUCGGUUUAGACGUUCCUUCCGAGAUACCUGGAGUCCCAGCUGGAAGAGGAUGUGCAAAUAUGGUAUUUGUGCCAGGAGGCUUGCUCAUGUUUGCCGAAGAUCGCAUGUACCUCGCGAGGAUCAAGGCCAAAGGUGCUCUUCUACCCUGA